AUGCGCCGGAUCCCUCCAGCACACCUCUUCGGCGUAGCUCCAGUUCGCGAUGAGCUCCACUGCUUCGAAACAAGCUGGCUGCUCUCUCCCGCCACUCUCGCCGGCUUGCGCGGACUGAUCUCCAUCUACAUCUUCGCCUCGAUCCUGGCCAUUUGGAUCUUCGAUGGGACCCACGGUGAUCGCGCCGCCAUCGGCCAGUCCUUCAGCUAUUUUACCUGGCUCACGUACUGGGGAUUGGGCUUCUACACGCUCUUCGCAGCUAUCCAUGGCUUUUGCUACGCAAUCACCGGACGCUCGGUGCUCUUCGACCGCUGGCCGCGGGCCCUGCGCGCAAUGCACGCCAUCCUCUAUUCGUCCGUGACCACGCUGCCUUUUCUAGUGACGAUCGUGUUCUGGGGCAUCCUCUACAGCAACGGCGUUUUCAAGGACGCCUUUACAACCUGGUCAAAUAUCUCCCAGCACGCCCUCAACUCCCUCUACGCACUUCUAGAAAUCAUACUCGCAACCACGGCCCCGCACCCGUGGAUCACAUUACCUUUCCUUAUUCUGAUCCUGCUGUUCUACCUCUGCGUAGUGUACAUUACCUUUCAUACUGAAGGUUUCUACACAUACGGCUUCCUAGAUACUGAGGGCGGGAACAAAUCGGGAGUAGUGGCGGGAUACUGCUUCGGCAUCCUCGCGGCGAUCCUAGUGAUCUUCGUCAUUUCUUGGGCUGUGAUCAAGCUGCGCGCGUGGCUGGUGAAGGGCCGAGUGAAGAGGGCCCCGAAGGAUCCUUUUUACGGGCAGCAUCGAUCUAGCCUGGAAGCCGGGAUGCAGCCUGAAACAAGCGAAGUGAAGCACGAGCGGGUCUAG
This is a messenger RNA of Penicillium argentinense, 852 nucleotides long. RefSeq lists its product as uncharacterized. The transcript is spliced from 2 exons. Bases 1 to 852 code for a protein of 283 amino acids. The record is from RefSeq and is a predicted model, not a curated record. NCBI's taxonomy places the organism in Eukaryota, Fungi, Ascomycota, Eurotiomycetes, Eurotiales, Aspergillaceae. Gene Ontology annotation, cellular component: membrane.